GCAGAAGAUACACAAGAACGAAGCAACGGGUGAGAAGAAUUCAGAAGAAUUGAAAAGGCUGAUGUCGAAGAAACGAUUGCUGUGUCCACUGUGUCCGGACCGUUUCGAGCAGUUGCACAUGUUGAAGUAUCAUUUGAAGACUCACAAGAUUAAAUUGCUUGGCAACGUCAAGCCCUUGAGAGGAAAAAGAGAUCCGAAUGUCAUACACAAUUACUGCCAGCUGUGCGAUAAGACGUUCCAGCACCCGUCGUAUCUCAAGCUACACAUGAAAUUUCACAAACGGGAGCGAGACUUCCAGUGUGAUCGAUGUGACAAGCGAUUCUUCAUCUCCCAAGACCUGAAGCAUCACAAAAUGGCGGUUCACGAGACGCAUACGAUUCUUUGUGGUGAGUGCGGUAAAACCUUCGGAACGCAGCGCUAUUUCAAACGGCAUGUGCUAAGUCACAGUACCGAUCCGAGCCUAAGACCGCACAAGUGUUCCUACUGUCCGGAGGCGUUCCACUCGGCGGCGAAACUCAAGGACCACAUGUGCCGCCAUACGGGCGAAAAGAUACACCAGUGCGAAUUGUGUGAUCAGGCAUUCCGGUUUCGGCACCAGUUGACACAUCACAAAAUUAGCAAGCAUGGGAUGCAACUGGACCGGCAAUUACUGGUGGAUACUCGCCAGGAACUUGCGAAAGAAGAACCAGCUGACAGUGGCGAGAACCGGAUGGAAUUCGGCGACUAGGAGCAACACCUGUGGCCAUUCUGGAUGUUCAAGUAGGUAUAUUUUAUUGAAUCCAAUGCAAUGAGUUUAUCGAUAAAAUCAUAAGCCGAAAAA
Messenger RNA from Aedes albopictus (Asian tiger mosquito), 820 nucleotides. Its product is annotated as zinc finger and BTB domain-containing protein 49. The record is from RefSeq and is a predicted model, not a curated record. Gene Ontology annotation, molecular function: RNA polymerase II cis-regulatory region sequence-specific DNA binding; DNA-binding transcription repressor activity, RNA polymerase II-specific. Gene Ontology annotation, biological process: regulation of transcription by RNA polymerase II. NCBI's taxonomy places the organism in Eukaryota, Metazoa, Arthropoda, Insecta, Diptera, Culicidae. Gene Ontology annotation, cellular component: nucleoplasm.